Messenger RNA from Callithrix jacchus (white-tufted-ear marmoset), 2502 nucleotides. RefSeq names its product metallophosphoesterase 1 (gene MPPE1). The record is from RefSeq and is a predicted model, not a curated record. Gene Ontology annotation, molecular function: phosphoric diester hydrolase activity. NCBI's taxonomy places the organism in Eukaryota, Metazoa, Chordata, Mammalia, Primates, Cebidae. Gene Ontology annotation, cellular component: endoplasmic reticulum-Golgi intermediate compartment. Gene Ontology annotation, biological process: GPI anchor biosynthetic process; endoplasmic reticulum to Golgi vesicle-mediated transport.
GACAGGCCCGCGCGCUGCUGCGGAAACAGGAAGCCGGCUGGGUGCGCGCAGGGCUCGGGCUGCAGGGCCGGGUCCUCUCCGCCGCCGAAGCCGCCCCGGGCAGGUGAAAGGGCUCCCGCACCGCCCGGUGCUCCCCAUCUCCCUGGCGUUGUGCGCAGAGAGGGAAAGCAUGGCUGUUAUAAAUGAACUCUGAUUUGGGGGAGUAGAUGCCAACUUAGAGCCUUCGUACCAAUCUCUCUCUCUCUUUGAAAGAUACCCAGCUAAGACCUGAAUGCCAUCACCCUGCCUGGGGCUCUGCAGUUUUCUCAUGGUGAACCCUUGAUGGAUUUACUAUUGCUUGAGAAAUGGCUAGGAUCGGAUUGGGGUUUGGAAGAUGGAACUUUCAUCCAUUAAAGAGGAAGAGUUCAUUGCUGUUGAAACUCAUAGCUGUUGUCUUUGCUGUGCUUCUAUUUUGUGAAUUUUUAAUCUAUUACUUAGUGAUCUUUCAGUGUAAGUGGCCUGAAGUGAAACCCACCACCGAUGACGGUGAACAAGCCACACGUGAGCCUGUGCUCAAAGCCAUGUUUCUGGCUGACACCCACUUGCUUGGGGAAUUCCUAGGCCACUGGCUGGACAAAUUACGGAGGGAAUGGCAGAUGGAGAGAGCCUUCCAGACAGCUCUGUGGUUGCUGCAGCCGGAAGUCAUCUUCAUCCUGGGGGAUGUCUUUGAUGAAGGGAAGUGGAGCACCCCUGAGGCCUGGGCAGAUGAUGUGGCACGGUUUCAGAAAAUGUUCAGACACCCAAGUCACAUGCAGCUGAAGGUAGUUGCUGGAAACCAUGACAUUGGCUUCCACUAUGAGAUGAAUAUAUACAAAGUGAAACGAUUUGAGAAAGUGUUCAGCUCUGAAAGACUGUUUUCUUGGAAAGGCAUUAACUUCGUGAUGGUCAACAGCGUGGCGCUGAAAGGGGAUGGCUGUGGCAUCUGUUCUAAAGCAGAAGCAGAGCUCACUGAAGUUUCUCACAGACUGAACUGCUCCCGAGAGCAGGUACAUGGCUCCAGCAAGUGUGGACCUGGACCUCUGCUACCCACAUCUGCCCCCAUCCUCCUGCAGCAUUAUCCUCUGUACCGGAGAAGUGACGCUAACUGUUCUGGUGAAGACGCUGCUCCUCCGGAGGAAAGGAACAUCCCAUUUAAGGAGAACUAUGAUGUGCUUUCUCGGGAGGCAUCACAAAAGCUGCUGUGGUGGCUCCAGCCGCGCCUGGUCCUCAGUGGCCACACGCACAGCGCCUGCGAGGUGCACCACGAGGGCCGAGUCCCCGAGCUCAGCAUCCCAUCUUUCAGUUGGAGGAACAGAAACAACCCCAGUUUCAUCAUGGGUAGCAUCACACCCACAGACUACGCCCUCUCCAAGUGCUACCUCCCACGUGAGCACGUGGUUUUGAUCAUCUACUGUGGAGCGGUGGGCUUCCUUGUGGUCCUCACACUCACUCACUUUGGGCUUUUAGCCUCACCUUUUCUUUCUGGAUCAAACCUGCUCAGAAAGCAUAAGACAAGGUAAAGAGCAGUUGACGUCUGCACUUAGCAAUAAGUAUCAAAACCCAAAUAAUGGAACUUUGGGCAGAGAUCAUGUUAGAACCAAGUGGAUGUUGAGACCAAUUAUAGGCUGUCUCUCUGCAAAUCACAGAAAUUCUCAAUCACUGAAAUGAGUAAUUGCAAAAUAAAUAGUUGAUUGUACUGUUCUCAUGCUAUAAAAAUGGACAGGUACUCUACAACAAAUCUGUUUUCUCAUUUUUAUCAAAUAUAUGUAUCAUCAAAGGUUGCAUCUGUACAGUAUGUAAAUGCUAUUAAUGUCAUCACUCACAUGCACGACAGUCCUUGCUCCCCCAGGAAGGGCCUGAUGACCCUAGCACACACUGAGAUUAUGUGUAUACAUAAAUAUUGGGCUUGUUUCCCUCUUCCUGUAAAGUGGUUCUCAAAUUCCUAUGUACUGUAAAGCUGUACCCUUAAAAGUACAGAUGUGGCAGGGCACAGUGACUCACACUUGUAAUCUCAGCAGUUUGGGAGGCCGAGACGGGUGGAUCACUUGAGGUCAGGAGUUCAAGUCCAGCCUGGCCAACAUGGUGAAACCCCAUCUCUACUAAAAAUACAAAAAUUAGCCAGGUGUGGUGGCAAGCACCUGUAAUCCCAGCUACUUGGGAGGCUGAGACAGGAGAAUCCCAUGAACUCGGGAGGUGGAGGUUGCAGUGAGCCAAGAUCGUGCACUCCAGUCUGGGUUAAAGAGCAAGACUUUGUCUCAAAAAUAUAUUUUUUAAAAAAAGUACAGAUGUGAUGUGGAGGACAUAUGUUUUGUAGAUUUUUAUACUUGAUAAAUUAAUGGAUCAGAUUUUUAGAUAAGUGUAGUUUUCUCUACAGGAGACUAAGUUGAUACAUCUGAUAAUGUCUGUCAAUGAUCAAAAGAGACUUGAAACAUGGAAUGGGAUAUGGCUUUUGGUACUUGAAAAUAAAUGCUUUAAUAAUUUUAA